This is a messenger RNA of Porites lobata, 4532 nucleotides long. NCBI's taxonomy places the organism in Eukaryota, Metazoa, Cnidaria, Anthozoa, Scleractinia, Poritidae. The record is from the annotation of a GenBank genome assembly.
AUGGGAUCUGAAGUCCGCGAAGUCUUGGAAGCGUUGAUUAAAAAAGUUGAAAACAGUGAAGUUUUCAAUGGGUGCAAACCUGACAAAGAUUUAGACGAUGAAGACGUAGAAGAAAUAAUUUUCCUGGAAGAUGUUCCGGAGACAAACCUUGCAGAACUGACAGCUGGGCGUUCUUCUUUUGACGAUCUUCCAGAAGAGCUUGCUCUUAAAAUAUUUUCUUUUUUGACUUUUAGGGAGCUGUGCAAGCAUGUCGCUCCUGUUUGUAGGCAAUGGUUGUGUUAUUCAAAAUGCCCUCUUUUACGGCAAAGUUUGUCGCUUUUGGAAACUUAUAGCUGGAUAACUUCACUUGAGGAACUUAGCGAGAUAAUUCGAUCGAACUUUCCUCUUCUUAAACAUCUGUAUCUUCAACCAAGAACUGAACUGACUUUGCAUGGCUGUGUUAUUUUAGCUCAGUCAUGUCCUCUUCUGCAGUCUUUGUCAUUAUCUUUCUGUGGUCAAGUCACCAAAGAUACUCUUGAUCAGUUUGCCACGUUCUGUCCAUAUUUACGUGACAUAAACUUAGAAGGUUGUGCUGUGACUGAUAAGUGUUUGGAAUGUUUGGAAUGCUUACCUUUAAAAAGGUUAAAUACUUCGCACUGUACUCAACUCACAGAUUACGGACUAAAGUUUCUUUCCACACGAUGUCACCAACUUUGUUCAUUAAACUUUGAUGGCAUCCAGUGGAUUACUCAUGAUGCCAUAGCGGUUUUAGUUAAAAAUUGCCAAGACCGUUUGGAGCAUUUGUGGUUGGAUGCAGAAAGCAUGACAGAUGAUACAGUUCAGCUGAUUACUAAAUGUCGACGUCUUAAGUAUGAGGCCAUAUUAUUAAGUAUAAUAUUGUAAACAUGCCAACUUCUCUUAAGUCAAAUCACAGGGAUCCCUCACAACCUGUUUGUGUAACUGAUUCUUUCGUAUACCUUCUAUUGACAAUUGGUACCCCUUUCAGAUACCUUGUUUACAACUUUUGCAUCCCUUUUAACUGCAGUAAAUGCACUGUCUUUUAAACAGGAAUCAGUCACAAAAUCAGAACAUUUUCUUGACUUUAUAAAGCCAUAAAAUUCAUCUGUAAGCCCUUUUGGGCAAAAUUCACGGACCCAAAUGACAGAUUUCCCUACCCUUUUAUAUGCUUACACUAGUUAAAUCCCUACCCUUUCAUAUACCUGAAGCCCGAAAAAGACACCCCUUUUGGGCAGAGUCUCCCCUUAUAGGCCAUCAUAUAGAGUACCCCCCCGGGAUUUACCGUUUGCUUCAUCUACAGCAUUAUAUCUUUAAAUAUUUGGAUCGUAUUUACAGUUUUUGAAUGUCAAAAUACGCAGUACAAGUACCAGCUAGAAACUGUCCAUGUACUUUCCCUGUGGUCAAAUGUGUGAUUUUGGCAUCCACAUUCCUUGAGAUAAUUAUAUAAAAAUCUGAUGAAUUCUAAAUGGUGCCAAAGACAUGCCCACAACCUAUGAACAGUACUAAAGGUUACCAAAGAUUUCCAAAGGUUGCCAAGGGUAGCAUUGGCACCCCUGACCUUGUCGACAUAGCACAUUUCUACCUGUAUAAUUUUUGUGAGGUAUUGUGACAUCUUGCAGAGAUCAAGCAUGCCUUGGCAAGAUUGUUUUUCAUGUUAAUAAUUACAGAAACAGUAGCGCAGAAUAGUGAAUGAAUGUAAAAUAUUAUUUUAUUGCAUCAUGCAUGUGAGUUGGCAGAUAUAACUAAUAACUAUUGUGGUGGUUCAAUUUUGACCCGGGGGGGGCUACUUGGGUUUAUGUUUGCUGGGUAUGUGUGGCUGGCCUCUCAAAGCCCUUACCCCAUUAUAGUCUAUUUUUUGGCCAGUUAUAGACCCCACCCUAGUCACUUUUUGGAAAAUGUAAUUUUUGCAAUCACUUUCUAUUUAUGCAUGUACCUUACCUACCAACUUUCUGAUUUUUUAACCAAGAAUCUUCCCAUUUUGAAUCCCUACUUACCCCAAAAAUCCGAAAAUUUACGACCCCAUUCUAGUAAAUUGAUUGAAAUGCAACCCCAUUAUAGUCAAUCCAGUCGUGAAAAUGUGGCCCCAUCCAUUUUGGUUCAAUUUGUCCUUGAUUUGAAUUUUAUUUUCCUUUGUUUCAAACUGAGUAUUAUCCAUUUAAAUAACCUAAGUAGGUAAAAUAAAACACAUUUGAAAUAUAAACCACGGAUAAAAUAAUAUUGAACCUUGACAUAGUCGCAGACUGAUUUCACAUAACAUCACAUCUGCCUUAUUGAUAUCCUAACCAUAAAUUUAAAGGUGCCCAACCCUGUAAGAGUUAAACCUUUUUCUUCUGUAAACACAUUCUUUUGUUCCAACAACUUUGCAUAGCUGCCACUGGACGUGAGCUCAAAAUAUACAGGUGUAUUAGUAUGUGCCUAUGCAAACUAUGCAGUUACAUUGUCUUCUGGUGAUAAGUCAGAGGUCAAAAAGCUUACUUCAGACUGAAACAGACAAGGUGACAAGACAAUUAAUUGGUGAUCAUUUGUUUAAAAAGGUUUUCAUUCCCAUACAAUUUAAGUCUAUUUUUAGUCUUCUUACAAAAUCACCAUAAUACAUCUAAGUAUUUACAUCAUUUACUUUAGAUACCCUAACAUGCACACUGCAUGCAGUCAAAUAGUGCAUGCUUUUCUUUUAUUGGGUUGAUCGACUUUAAUGACAUAUGUUUUGUUUUAUUCCGUCACAGAUUUUUUGGUUUGUCAUUUUGUGAGUCACUGACUGACCAGUCUUUACUAUAUGUACAGAAUAUGGUUAACUUAGUGUCUCUUAGACUGAAAAAGGGAAGUGAAUUCUCAGGUGAAGCUCUGAAAGAACUAUUUGUACAAUUGCAUCCAGAAAGGACAGGAAAUCCCACAGGGCUGCUACACAUCACUGUGGCUGAAUGCACAAAUCUUAAUGAUGCUGCUUUACAUGCCCUGGCAGAAAGGUAUUCAUGUAAGCUAAUAAUUUUGGGUUCAUUGAUACUAGCUUAGGGCCAACUAUAAGGUCCUAUUUAAUCGAAAAAUAUCUAUUUUGCAUUCCUAUUACAGUGCAACCUUGAUUAACUAACCUCCUGAUUGUCCAAAAUAAUCCUAAAUUUUCUGGGCUGCAUAAAUUCCUUUUUCAUGAAGGUGUGGUAAAUUGUCAUUAAGAUCUGAGGUCAUGAUUAAUAAUUAUUAUUUUCUUUUCAAGUGUUGAAAUAUAUAACCUCCCUGCAGACAUUCUUAGCAUCUGCGGGGGAGGCUAUGGAAUAUAUGCCUUUGAAGUGAAUUUAUUUUCCUUUCUGAAGAACAAAUUAUUUGAAGUGUUCACGUGUGCGCAACAUUUAUCUGAACACUGGAAACUGAGUUACUCUCUUAACCACAGAUGACAGAUGAAAAAAUUUUAGGCAAUAUUUACUUGUUGGACAAUCUUCCAUUGCAAUGGACAAAAGUAUAGUUAUGAAUAAUAUUCUAAUUUUCAAUCAUGCAGACUCUAUUUUCUGGACUAUUAAUUUACUCUAAUCUCACUAAGUCAAUAUAAUCAAGGAUCCACUGUACCUCCGUCUCAGUGUCUUCCUAAACUAAGUUCUUUACAUUCAUUUUUCAUGUAGAAAAAUGCAGAUUAUUGUCAGAUAGGAGCUAUAUGCAGUCGUCAAUCAUCGAUCUGAACAGAGAAAGACAUGCAAAAUGUUAUGAAUAUUAAAAUGUAUAUGUUUAAAGUCCUUGACUGGAAUCAUACUCAACAAGCCAAAUAUUAAUAUACAAUUAAUACGCUAUACUACUUUUCUUAGAGCCUUAACCCUUAAUGUGCAAGGAUAAGCAGUAUCAAAAAUGUUUUGGGUGAUUUGUAAAGUAAUAAAUGGAGUGGUCAGAGCAGUACCUGACCAAAAAUCCGGGGUCUUAUGGGCUCAAUUAAUACAACAAGGUCAGUGUUAUGAAGAUUUACAUCUUUUUCAGCAAGUUUGUUUUAUAUCUGAAGUUGUAGGUAUCUGGAAAGCCUUGAUAUCUCCUGGUGCUGGGAAGUAAAUGAUUCUGGUCUAGACCAUGUGGUCAAAAAUUGUCACCGCAUGGUUGAUAUGAACAUUUGUGGUGCGAAAGAUUUGCGUGGAAAUCCUCUGAAAAAGAUACCCCAGGAUAUGCCCAUGUUACGGCAACUUGAUGCUACACAGUGUAAUCUUGUACCAGAUGAGAUGUUGGAGGAACUUGUAUUUUUAAUGCCAUGGUUGACUGUCACUAAUUAUUAUGGAGAGGACGUAAAACCUCCAAAACACAAGAACAGAAUGCAGUACUUUCCCGCUCAAGAAGGGUGGUGUCAGUUUGCAUUGCAAACAAACGAUGUUAGAGACACAUAAAUUAUGUGGGAAAAAGUCAUGAUAUUAGAAAGCUGGAUAUAUUACCCAACCUGUUUUUCAGAUAAUUCAAGUUUAAGUGAGCGUCCUUAUGCCGUCUGAGACUAUCAAGUAAGAAAAUACCAUUAUAAAUGAUAAUGCUAACUUAUACCUGUUUCAAGAGAUAUGAUCCUAUACUUUAGUUAUUUA